Messenger RNA from Talaromyces proteolyticus, 621 nucleotides. RefSeq lists its product as uncharacterized. The record is from RefSeq and is a predicted model, not a curated record. The transcript is spliced from 2 exons. Lineage: Eukaryota; Fungi; Ascomycota; Eurotiomycetes; Eurotiales; Trichocomaceae. Bases 1 to 621 code for a protein of 206 amino acids.
AUGAAUAGCAACUCGACUGGACCCUCUUCCUUCUCCGGCCCCAUAACCACGGCCGCAGCCAGUGCACAGUCUAACCCACGACGGAUGUCAAUUACCACUUUGGGCUUGUCUGGUUCUCCAACCCAGACCUCGCCAUUUUCCAAUUUACCCCCUCGUCGUGAAAGUCUGUCAAGUUCGGGGAGCUUUGAAGAGGCUGUCGACGAUAAUGAGAGCGCGUCCCCCAACCAUCCUACAUCGCCCUUUGCAAGACGGGCGUCAUUUGGCGCUCAGGCAUUAAGGGAGGCUCGUGGUGGAACUGGUACAGGAAAUGAUAAUUCCCCUGCACACUCUGCAAGUACUAGCAAAAAUACCUCUGCAAAUGAAAGAUCUAACCUGUCAUGGCGACCUACAGGCGAAGGAUUUAACUGGUCCGCUGCUCUUCGGAACAGAGCCGAACGCGCCCCUUCCAUUGGGGGUUCAAACCAGCAGUCCCCGAUAAAUAGUGACCCGCAGAUUCAUCACCAACGCGCAGCUUCUAUUGCCAUAAUGGAGCAGCCUUCGCGUGAACUGCCCAAGGAGCCGAGGCAGAAUAAGCCGGAUUUUUUUCAAGAGAAAAUUCUUCGUGCCGAUUUCAUGGACUAG